Molecule: messenger RNA, 1465 nt
Organism: Rattus norvegicus (Norway rat)
Lineage: Eukaryota; Metazoa; Chordata; Mammalia; Rodentia; Muridae
Gene: Atp6v1g2
Product: ATPase H+ transporting V1 subunit G2
Exons: 3
Coding region: 190-546 (118 amino acids)
Biological process (GO): synaptic vesicle lumen acidification; proton transmembrane transport
Cellular component (GO): vacuolar proton-transporting V-type ATPase complex; endomembrane system; synaptic vesicle membrane
Molecular function (GO): proton-transporting ATPase activity, rotational mechanism
Source: RefSeq, marked validated
AGAGGAGGACCAGUCAUCGGUGUGAGGAUGAGACACCCACCCGGUGCAGGAGACUGAGUGAAAACGGGAGCACUAAGACCCAGGGGGAGUGGAGGAUCGCAUCAAGGGACCGGAGGAGUAGGCGCUGGAGGGUGGGAGCCGACUGGUACCUUGGUCGCCUUCGGAACAGCAUCUUCUCUAGUGACAAAAAUGGCCAGUCAGUCCCAGGGUAUCCAGCAGCUCCUCCAGGCUGAGAAGCGGGCAGCGGAGAAGGUGGCCGAUGCCAGGAAGAGGAAGGCCCGGCGACUGAAGCAGGCGAAGGAGGAGGCUCAAAUGGAGGUGGAGCAAUACCGCAGGGAGCGAGAGCAGGAGUUCCAGAGCAAGCAGCAGGCGGCCAUGGGCUCUCAGGGGAACCUGUCUGCUGAGGUGGAGCAGGCCACGAGACGUCAGGUUCAGGGCAUGCAGAGCUCCCAGCAGAGAAAUCGGGAGCGAGUCCUGACUCAGCUUCUUGGCAUGGUCUGUGACGUCAGACCCCAGGUCCACCCCAACUAUCGGAUUACUGUCUAGAACCCUUGCUUAGGGACACAUCCCUAGAGUGACUCCUUCUAUCAGCAAAACCACCCGUGUCGCAUGCACAGAGCCCUGGGCUCAAUCCAUAGCACCAUCCCCCACCUACCGCCAAAUCUACCUGGCAGGUUCUAAUAUUCUCCCCAUGAGACGUACAAAUAGCCUGUUCAGACCGGAAUCUCUGCGUCCCAUGACAUCUACUGGAAUUAUACUAACGAAUGUCCAAGCCAUCCCCACCAGAUGGAUCCCUCUGAGAAAUGUAUGUCGUGGUGAUGGGGAGUGUGAAAAGCACCCUGAUUUCAGAGCUGGCCGACUUCUGUUCCUCUCUCACCCCUGUUCCUUGCUGGCUGCACAACUGGGACAAGCUGUUUAACCUGGAAGCCUCGGUGUCCUCAUCUUUGUAGCUGGAGUGACAGUGACAAUGGAUUGCUUUGUAAGGAGGCUGCCUCGAGUCAUCCUAUGAGAGUUCAGCAUAGUUCCAGAUGGGUAGUGGCUGUGGUUGGAUAAAUGGCUAGCCUGUACUACGACCGCACUCUGCUUGCCUGCCAGAAUCCUAAUUCUGUUUCCUGACAUUCUAGCUUUGCUUAGUCACUGUAACUCUAGUAAUCCUCUGAGAAAUUUGUUUCUCCGGCUCUCCCCUGGCAUAUCGUGUGUGCCCCCUGAGCAGUUGAAUAACAAUGUCAUUUAGCCCCUCUCUCAGAAUUCCAAAUAUAUAUGGAACCUCUUAGCACCUCUCUUUGUUGCUCCCAAGCUGGUCUUUCUCAUGGGUGCCUCCCUUUUCAUCUGUUUCCCCAAAGCUUGCUGCUUCCUGGAGCUGAAGAGAUCUGUGACAUUCAUGCAUGCAUUCCUUUCUUUGCCCUCAACACCUCUCCUCCCUAUGUAACAGUGGAGUGUCAAUAAAAUCCCGGUGAAUGAGUCA